This is a messenger RNA of Rosa rugosa (rugosa rose), 1682 nucleotides long. Its product is annotated as zinc finger CCCH domain-containing protein 13. The transcript has 11 exons. The record is from RefSeq and is a predicted model, not a curated record. NCBI's taxonomy places the organism in Eukaryota, Viridiplantae, Streptophyta, Magnoliopsida, Rosales, Rosaceae. Bases 123 to 1472 code for a protein of 449 amino acids. Gene Ontology annotation, molecular function: metal ion binding.
AUUACAUUUUUACCUUCUGUGAUAUGUCCCGGCUGUGCUGCUAUUAAGGAGAAUUAAAGAGGAAGAGGAAGACGAAGACUUUGGGUUUUUGAAAUUUUGAUUCUUUCUUUCGCGGCGGUACGAUGGUGGAGCAGAAGAAGCUUUUCAAGACGAAGCUGUGCGCUUUGUAUGAGAGAGGGCGGUGUUCGCGCCAGAGCUGCUCUUUUGCUCAUGGCGAGGUUGAGCUACGUCGUUUUCAAGACCCUUUUCACGUGAAACCAAUAAUUAUUAGAUCUGCUUUACUGAAAGAUAUUGCCUACCUCAUUGCAGGUAGGCGGGACUCUGGAGGUAGUGACUUGAGGGAUACAAUUGAUAGAAGCUAUUCUCCAAGGCGAGGGUAUUCACCAGCAAGAGAUGCAAGAGGCCGACAUACACUUCGUGACUAUAGUCCAUCCAGGUCCCUUGAAAACGAAAGUAAGAGAAGGAAGAGACAGCACUUGGAUGAUCACAGUGAUUAUUCUGGAAGUUUGAGAAUUCCAAACGAGCCUGAAGAUGAAGCUAAAGAAGCCAGAAGUGUUAUUCAAAAGAAGAUGCAGUUACAGGAAGUACAGUCGGAGCUCAAAAUUGUUGAGCAACACAGAUCUCAAUUAGAGAUCUACCUGGGAGAGAGGUCUCAAGAAGUGGAUAGUCUUACUUCAAAAAUACAAGAGCUUGAGGCUCAAUUAUACAAAGAGAAAGAGGAAUGUAAGAGGAUCUCCCACAAAGUUAAGAAGUUUGUAAAAGCACAUUCUCAUCAUUCAAGGAUACAAGACCAACUUAAGAGAUCACAGGUCCGACUAAAUAAGUUGGGAGAUCAGCUUUGUUUAGAUACUUAUGGAAUUGAUGCCAAUGAAGAGGAUUCAAGCAUUAAUAUUGUCAGCGAUGGGGAGACUCAUUUCCCAGUCCCCUUAAAUAAGGAGCGGCUGAAUGAUGUUUCUCUGAGCAAGAAAAGGCUCGAUGUAAAUAUGGAUUCUGCCAAAGAACCAAAACAAGGUGCUUUUUCAACAAGAGAGUACCUUACCACAACAAGAAGACCUCAGAAGCUCUCUCGGUGGAACAUAAACCCUGCGCAAUCAAAUUUUGUGCAUGAAAAUGAUGCAAUGAAUAACGGAAUUGGGAGUCCAAAGCUCUUAGCAAAGGGCGACAAGCAUGACAGGAGGAAGGCUGCUUCCUCUAGCGUCGUCUCUGCUGAUGUGAUAAAGAGUUCGGAGUCAGGACCUGUGGUACCCUCAACCAGCAUGGCAGCUCACGCAGUGGAUACUGAAAAUGACAUUGAACUGGACGGUAAAGUUGAGAAUGUUGAGAAUGCUUCUAGAAGAAUCGAGGGGGAACCUACAUAUGAGAGCGGGAUAUUUCCAUUUCCACUUCCUCCACCACCCCCAUUCCCUCCGAAGAACUUUUCACAGCAUGAGGGCGAUGAUGAGAUUGUAGAUAUUGUGGAUGGAGUUGUGUAGGAGAUGAGCAGUAAGAUGAUUAGUCUCUGUGUUUGGGGAUGGAGUUGAGUAGGAGAUGACAGUGACAUGAUGAAUCUCUUUGUUUGGAGAUACUGGAAGAGAUUAGUGAAUGAGCAGAACUCUAUUCAGAUUGUUUUUGUUUUUUUGGGCUGAGAAUGUACACAGCAAUUAGUUGAUUUAUAUAUGUCCCUUUUCCUGUCUUUCCCUCUA